UCAUGGGCUUAUGAGUCUGAAUUGGUCUGCUGCAGCUUAGGGGUGCGGUUGUGGAAUGGCAUUGAAUCACCUAUCUAACUUUGGAGGAGUAUAUAAGAAUCUUCACAUACCGGCGCUAGUAAUUGGAGCAGGAUUUGUUUUGAUUGCACUGAUCCUUUCUGUCUUGCUGAUAUUGCAACAUCUCAGAUCAUACACUAAUCCUUCUGAACAGAAAUGGAUUAUUGGCAUCAUAUUCAUGGUUCCUGUUUAUGCCACUGAAUCUAUAAUAUCCCUGUGGAAUUCGAGAUUUUCUAUAAUUUGUGACAUCUUAAGAAAUUGUUAUGAAGCAUUUGCCCUGUAUUCUUUUGGAAGCUACUUGGCUGCCUGCCUUGGAGGUGAAGAAAGAGUUGCAGAGCUGCUUGAGAAUGGAGCAAAUAAACAGCUAGGUAAGCAAUUGCUCGAGGAAGAAGAGAAGGAAGGAGCACCACAUCAAAGUUCAUUCCUUGAUUUUUUUUGCCAUCCAAGUGUGCUGGGAAAGGAUUUAUACACAAUUGUGAAAUUUGGUAUCGUGCAAUAUAUGAUUCUCAAGACAUUAUGUGCCUUUCUGGCAUUGUUGUUGGAGCUUUUUGGAGUAUAUGGAGAUGGGGAGUUCAAGUUGUACUAUGGGUACCCAUAUAUUGCAGUUGUAUUAAACUUCAGUCAGAUGUGGGCUUUGUAUUGUCUUGUGCAGUUUUACAAUGUGACCUAUCAUAGGUUGCAACCAAUCAAGCCAUUGGCAAAGUUCAUAAGCUUUAAGGCGAUUGUUUUUGCGACUUGGUGGCAGGGUGUGGGUAUCGCAAUAGUCUGUUAUUUUGGUAUCUUGCCAAAGGAGGGGAAGAUCCAAAAUGGAAUUCAGGAUUUUCUCAUCUGCAUUGAAAUGGCUAUUGCAGCUGUUGCCCAUGUGUAUGUUUUCUCAGCAAAACCGUACCGGUUUCUGUCAGUUUCGGAGUAUGGAAAGGUCACUUCCCUUGAAACUAAAACCAAAUUGAAAAUAAAUGAAAGUAGCGAGGGGAGGCCUGCUAGUGUUGAGCAAGAGGAAACGCAUGCUGAAUCUCCUGGGACAAGCAUCACCAAGAGUGCUCAGGAUGUUGUGCUAGGGAGUGGUGAACAUGUGGUUAAAGACGUAGCUUUGAUCAUAUCUCAGGCAAUAGAGCCUGUAGAAAAGGGUGUCACAAAGAUACAAGAGACAUUCCAUCACAUUUCUUUUGGCUCUGAUAAGGAGAAAGAACCUAAAGUUGAGGUUGAUGAGCACAUCACGGAGAAUGUCGUGGGAGAUGAGCCCCAUAUGAUCAGUUCCGAAAUGGAAAUUAAAACUGGAAAUCUCCACUGAUGAGACUGCAUUGUGUCCUGCGCUGCUCAUUCUUUGUUUCAAGAGAAGCUUUAAGAAUGCUGAUGUGCAAAUAAAAGAAGGAAACAGGAAAAAAAAAAUCAUCCACGCCAAAUGUUUUUGAUGCCUGUAGAUUAAUGCUAAUUAUUUGCGGCUGCUUUGUUUUUCAGGUGGCAGGAUUACUGUAAGUUGUUUGAUUCUCGUUCUUUUUUCUGUUGGGGUUUGUAUAUAUAGCUCAUUGUCAUUUUGAGUGGAACUUGUUGAAUUCUGAUAAUUGUUUACAGUCACAUAGUGCUUCACUAUGCAACUAACAUGAAAUUAAUGACCUUGGUAAGAAAUUAUGUAUAUUUUCAAGGAUUUGCCAUGGUCAGCAGAAGCUGCAGAACCGUUCAGGAAAGUGGGAAGAAAUACAGAGAGGAAGAGCUUAGCCACAAUUCCUUGUGUAUGCUUGAGUUACUGAUUGAUUUUGGGAUACCUUGGCCACACAACAGACCUUAAGCAACAUAAACCACUACUCAAAAGGUAGACACACCACCAUGAUGGCAAUUACAGUAUGGGGCAUAUCAGCGGAAGCAUCUUUGCCCUCCAUCCCUUCCUGUGACCCGAAGAGGAGCUCGUGAAUGCAAAAUAAAAGAAAUUUUACCAAAGUAUUUGGACAGAAGCCCAUCAGGUCGAAGCCGAAAUGGAUAGAUUAUGAUAUAUGUGAUUGUUACACCAAGAUUGGCUUAAAGCAUUGUUCAGAAAAGAUCACUUGCAGGAGCAGUAUAUUACAAAAAACAUUGCACGCUCAUCUCUUUGCGAACGUUGUUUACACGUGAUGAGGGAAACCAAA
This is a messenger RNA of Phoenix dactylifera (date palm), 2177 nucleotides long. Its product is annotated as organic solute transporter ostalpha protein (DUF300). The record is from RefSeq and is a predicted model, not a curated record. NCBI's taxonomy places the organism in Eukaryota, Viridiplantae, Streptophyta, Magnoliopsida, Arecales, Arecaceae.